Serinus canaria (Common canary) is the source of this 4896-nucleotide messenger RNA. RefSeq names its product macrophage expressed 1 (gene MPEG1). The transcript has a single exon. The coding region runs from base 2395 to 4662 and encodes 755 amino acids. Gene Ontology annotation, biological process: defense response to bacterium. The record is from RefSeq and is a predicted model, not a curated record. Lineage: Eukaryota; Metazoa; Chordata; Aves; Passeriformes; Fringillidae.
UUUUUCAAGCCCUUUAUUGUUUCAUUUAUAUACAUAAAACUUUGUACUUUUAUUUUCAAGCCGUAUGGACCCAUAUUCAGAAUUCUUCACAAUCUGAAAUCCUGUCUAUAACACAGCAGAUUUAUCUUGAAAUAAAUAGGUGGUUUUAUAUAUAUAAAAAUGAGACUCUAUACUUUCUACUGUUUUACGCAUAAAUGAAUUUUCAGGCAUUUUGGGGCUAUAAUCUCCUUUUUUGGGAGGGGAUCCCACCUGUUUCCCCCUCAUUCCCUACUCACCAGCUCCCCCACCACAGACAUUGGGGUGCCCCAAAUGACACCAUCACCUCGCAGACUCACACACUUCUCUUUUUCCUCACCCCCAGAGAAGGCACGAAACGAGUCCAAGUGCCCUCACCAGCAGCUCAGCUCAGUGCUUCCAGAGAAGCACGUGGACAUACCCCAGAAAAGGGGGGUGGAAAUCGAGGGCAGGGCAGCCCCAAGUGUUGGAGUUCCCCCAGCUCCUGUCCCACAGGCUGGCACAGGAAGCGUCCCCAGAGAUGGUGUCUCAUCUUCCCCCUCAGGCCACACCACGUUCCCUCUCCACUCCAGGCAGAGGACUCCUCAUUCCAGGAGAUGCCUGAUCCCUUCCCUAGGCCUUCCCAGACACAGCUGUGCCAUGAUGGAAUCUGUGCUCCCAGAGCCACCCAGCAGCUCCGGCCCUUGCACUGCUCCUGCACAUCUGGCCCAGCCAGGGGAGCUGAAAUAAAGCCUGGAUUUGGACUGGAAACACAGCCCCAAACCUCACUCACUUGAUGAUAAAAAGCUGUCCCUGUUAACACAUACCCAGGAAAAACGGUCCCUCUGGAGAAAUCUUGGAUUUCCUUUUGCAUCAAGUGAACUGGCACAGCUGUCAGCUGAUGCCAUCAAACUCUGCAUCCCCAAAACCCUUGGUCAGCCUCGGCUGCGGGGUUUUUGCUGUCACACUGCUAGGAGGGACCUCUGGCCAGGAGAGAUGCCAUGGGACUGAUGGGAAUCUCACCAUUGGAAGCAAGGCAGGGAUUUGUUAAUUCAGAGCACCACCUCAAAGUGUUGGGGAAAAACUGCAACACUGCACUGCCUCCAUGGCACAGGGGGCAGGUUUUGGGGGAGGUGACCCCACAGCCUGCACAUCCUGGUGCAGAUGAGAAUCCCUGCACAAGGGUUUUCCAGCUCCUCCAGAGGCUGGAGCCAGCCAGAACAUCCCUGUAGGAGCAUCGGGGGAUCAGGACAGACAGAGCCGAGAGAUCUCUGCAGCCAGGGCGUGGAACUUGGGGUUCAUUGCAAAGGGCCUGGGGCAGGGCCCCGCUGGGAGCUGCCAGCCACAGCUCGGAUCAGGCCUGAGAGAAGAGAGGGGUAAAGAGGAUGAGAGAGAGAGAGAGAGAGGAUGAGAGGGUGAGAGGGUAAGAGGGUAAGAGGGUAAGAGGUAAGAGAGCAAGGUUCCCGUUACAAUACAAUAAGUCUUCUUCUGUGUUGAAUAUUCUAAUUCUCACUAACCAAUAUAGUACAAUAUACAAAUCCUAUAGCAUUUACACAGACCCUAUAAGAAUCAUUACAUUACCAUUCUGUGUAACAUUUUAAACCCUAAAAACUACUCUUUGGGCCCCUUCUGCUAAGCUAGUGGCGUCUGCUCUGACCCUUGGACCUGCCUGCAAGCAGAGGGUAUUGUUUCAUCACAAGGGGAUUACCUUCAGCCGGCCACACCAUUGUUCUCCUGUUGUUCAGUAACUAAGGGAUCUCAGAGCUUGCUUUCAUUUCAGUCUCGCUUAUAGUUUCUAUUCUCAAAAUCUUUUGCCAGGCAAUCAUAUUUAUAAGGCUUUCCUGUUUCAUUUUCCCCAACACAUCCCCAAUGGUGUUCCUGUUAUCUCUUCACAUAUGGAUAAUGCCAUAUCCUGCCAUUAUCCUUUGGGCAGGAUAAUGCCCCACUCCUGGCAUUAUCCUGCCCAAAGAACACAGGCACUUAUGGUCCCUAUGCCUCCAUCACAGCUGUCACUUCAGCCUCCUCCCAGGCAGAAGUGUCCUGCAUAGGGGAACUCAGGAGUAAAACCAGGGGAAGUGAAUCUGUCUAUAUGGAACCAUUUUCACAGCAAAAAUUUCCUUAACUGUUUAUUCCCCAAAACUUGCACCACCUGCCCCGUGCUGCUGAAUCCAAAGCCCAGCCAGGCAGCAGCUGGGUGGAGGUGGAUCAGUGCCGUCAGCACCUGUGGCUCAGCAUUCCCGAGCAAGAGGGGCUGUCCCCAGCUGGUGACACUGCAAACCCUGGGGGAAGGAUGGGGGUGGGGCAGAGGAGGCUCCAGAGUCCCUGGUGGGGCAGAGGGAGGGACAGACACCUUCCUGCUCCCCACCCCCUGCUCUUGGUUUCUCCUCUGUCAUUUCUCUCAUGCCUCAGUUCUCACUUCUCCUUUCCCUUUUGUCAAUCCCCUCAGCCAGCUCAUUUUCCCAGCUCCGGUCCCUCCACUCCGACUGGAGAGGACCUAACACCGGCUCAGCCAUGGGCUGGGGGCUCAGGGGGGCCUCGCUCACCUGGGCACUGCUGGUGUGGGUGACAGGGGCUGAGCAGCCCCAGGAACUCUCGUCCUCUUCAGGGUUUGGGGUGUGCAGCAAGACCUUGAAGCUCUCACGUCUGGAAGUUCUGCCGGGGGGGGGCUGGGAUAACCUCAGGAAUUUGGAUAUGGGCAGAGUCAUCAACCUGGGCUACUCACAGUGCAAGACCACAGAAGAUGGAUCUUACCUCAUCCCAGAUGAGAUCUUCACCAUCCCCCGCAAGCAGAGCAACCUGGACAUGAACUCCGAGAUCAUCGAGUCCUGGAAGGAUUACCAGAGCAUCACCUCUGCCUCCAUCAACCUGGAGCUGUCCCUCUUCUCCUCCAUCAACGGCAAAUUCUCCAGCGACUUCCACCGCACCAAGACCCAGCAGGUGAGAGACAAGGCUGUCACCACCCGGGUGCAAGUCAGGAACCUGGUUUACACUGCCAAGAUCGACCCCGAGGCGGCGCUGGACAAGGCCUUCAAGAAGCAGCUGCUGACCAUCGCCAGCCACCUGGAGAACAACCAGACCCAGAUGGCCGAUUUCCUGGCCGAGGUGCUGGUGCUCAACUACGGCACCCACACCAUCACCUCCGUGGAUGCAGGAGCCACCUUGGUGCAGGAGGACCAGAUCAAGGCUACCCUCCUGAAGGACAGCUGGGCCACACGGAGCACUGUCACCGCCUCGGCCGGCGUGGCCUUCCACAACAUCGUCAAUGUGGGAACCAAGGAAUCCCUGGAUGUCAGCUCGGGCUUCACCAAGCAGUACCUGGACAAUCGCACCAGCUCCAGGGUGGAGAGCAUUGGUGGGACCCCCUUUUACCCAGGCAUCACCCUGAAGACAUGGCAGGAGGGGAUUCAAAACCAGCUGGUGGCCCUGGACCGCUCGGGGCUGCCCCUGUACUACUUCAUCAAGCCGAGCGCGCUGCCGGAGCUGCCGGUGCCCACGGUGCGGAGGGUGGCCUGGCGCGUGGAGCUCGCCAUCCGCCGCUACUACACCUUCAACACCGCCCCGGGCUGCACCAACGCCUCCUCGCCCAACUUCAACUUCCACGCCAACACUGACGACGGCUCCUGCGAGGGCACCGUGGCCAACUUCACCUUCGGGGGAGUCUUCCAGGAGUGCGUGGGCCUGGGCGGUCCCGACACCAGCGCGCUGUGCCGGGCGCUGGAGCAGAGGAACCCCCUCACCGGGGCCUUCUCCUGCCCCACCACCUACACCCCGGUGCUGCUGGGCGUGCAGGAGCGGGAGGAGGGUCACAGCCACCUGGAGUGCCACAACAAGUGCACCCUGGGCAUCUUCUGCCACCGCAAGUGCCAGGACGUCUUCUGGCUCUCCCGGGUGCAGUUCAGCGCCUACUGGUGCGCCGCGAGCGGGCCGGUGGCUCCGAACUCGGGGUACCUCUUCGGGGGGCUGUUCAGCACCCACGGCGCCAACCCCAUCACCAGAGCCCCGUCCUGUCCCUCAGGGUUCUUCCCCCUGAAGCUCUUCGGCGAGCUCAGAGUGUGCGUGAGCCAGGAUUACGAGGCAGGGGCCGAGUACGCGGUGCCCUUCGGGGGCUUCUUCAGCUGCCAGGCAGGGAACCCCCUGGCCGGGCAGCACCAGGGCGCGGCUGAGGACGCCCACGCCAAGGGCUGUCCCCCGGGCUUCAGCCAGCACCUGGCACUCAUCAGCGACAGCUGCCAGGUGCAGUUCUGCAUCCGGGCCGGUGUCCUCACCGGGGGCUCGCUGCCGCCCGCCCGCCUGCCCCCCUUCACCCGGCCCCCCGCCAACCUGCCGGCCGUGGAGACGCUGCUGGUGCGGGACGGGGACAGCACCUGGGUGAGGGACGGCCAGAGCCACGUGUGGCGGCUGGCACGGCCGGAGGAGGCGAAGCGCGCGGCCGAAAUGGUCGGGGGCCGGGGGCUGUCGGGGGGAGAGGUGGCCGGAGUCACCGUGGCCGUGCUGGCCGGGCUGGCCACCGGCCUGGGGACAGCCUGGUACGGCCACCGGCGCUACAGGGCCAAGGGGUACCGCGAGCUGGGCACAGGGGACAGCCCGGCCCCCGCCAGCCCCGAGCACAGCACGGUGCUGAGUGUGGGCGAGGGAUACCAGCAGGAGGUGGAGGGGACGGUACCCUGAAUGCCCCCUCCCCUUGUGGCCCAAGUCCCCAAACUCACGGGAAAAGGAGGGAGCGGAGGGGCCCCGGGGAGGGCUGUCUCCCAAAUCCUGCAUGCUGCAAGCUGCAACCCCUGUCUCCAUGUAUAUCUAUCGGGAUAGAUAUACACACGCAUGCAGAGAGGCACGGAGCAGUUUUAUUUCAGCCAGCAACUCAUCGUGUAGUCAACAGAGCAUUAAAAAAAGGAAAAAAAGUCA